AAAGGGAAACGGUUCGCUGAAAAUUUUCGCUAUUUUUAGAAAAAGGUGAUUACCAAUAUUGUACUAGAAAAUUGGAAAAUCCGUUCAGGGUAAUUUCUAAUCGGAAAGUGGAAAAAUACAUACUACUUGUAAACAAAGCUGUAUCUAAGGUUGAAGACAAUGUUUAGCUUAGCGGAACAAUACUCGCCUGUAGAAACCUUGGACGAUGUCUUGAAGACAGCAAUAGAAUGUAACAGCAUCACGCCAUUGGUCAAACAUGAACUGGCUAUGAAGGUUAAACAAAAGCGACAGAUGAGUGGAGAAGGAGAAAUCAAAAACCUGUUUGAACCUCCUAAAAAUUAUGAGCUUACAACUGAAGAAAAAACAAAAAUGGAAAACAGAAAACAGAGGAACAGAGAAUCCGCGGAGAAAGCAAGAGUAAAAAGAAAACGUAGAGUAGAAGUUUUAGAAGAUGAAUGCAAAAUGCUAGAAGAUCAGCAAAGAUCCUUAAACUCUGAUAUUAAAAAGCUUAAACUGUGUGCAAAAGUAUUCAAUCAAGUGCUUCACAGUCAUGCAGUUGGAGGGAGGUGCACUUCAAUUCCAGCUAAUCACCCAAGACUGCAACAAGCACAACUUACACGGGGAAGUCCUCUAAUGAAUACAUGAUAGUCACUAAUAUACUACCAUUCAUUAAUAUAAACUACCAUCCCUGGUAACGAUAAACUCUGUUUUGAAUAAUUCCAUCAAGAACAGAAGAGUGUGUCUGUUGGUACUGUAGCAGGCUCUCUCAUUAAAAGACUUUUAAACUCGUUUUCAAAUUUGAAAACUUUAUAAUUCAUUUACAAAUGAAAUAAAUUGUUCAUGUUUUUUUAAGCUUAAAAUUCACGAAAAUUUAACAAUAGUUUUUGUUAUCUAGAAUAUAAGUUUUUCGAAUAGCAGCAAAAAAAAAGCAGGCAGUUGUCUGUUCUAACGAAAAAAAAAAUACUAUGUAAAUCUUCUGAUAUUAUUUCGCCGGUUCAGAAUCAAAUGCAUUCUGGGUAUUAUUUUCAAAACUGUACAUCCAAAGCCUUUGAUUAGCUAAGGACGUUCUAAACAAUGGAAAUUCAACCAAUGACAUGCCGUUAUUUUCAUUUCGGGUACAAACAAUGAAAAUAUCCACAAUCCUUUAGAUUCUGAAACGGCGAAAUUAGGUAAACCCUCAUGUCUUUCUACCUCAUAUAACAUUACAGUUCUAUGUGUAUGUCUUGAAUGAAUGUGCAAUGUGAUUAUUUCAUUUCAAUAAAGAUCUGUAUGUGA
Molecule: messenger RNA, 1275 nt
Organism: Mytilus californianus (California mussel)
Lineage: Eukaryota; Metazoa; Mollusca; Bivalvia; Mytilida; Mytilidae
Exons: 4
Coding region: 160-645 (161 amino acids)
Biological process (GO): regulation of transcription by RNA polymerase II
Cellular component (GO): nucleus
Molecular function (GO): RNA polymerase II cis-regulatory region sequence-specific DNA binding; DNA-binding transcription factor activity, RNA polymerase II-specific
Source: RefSeq, a predicted model, not a curated record